AUGGCGCAAUCCCUAGAACUGGCAAUUACGGUACACGAAGACCGAGAGCUGAUAUGGAUUUAUCUCAGUGAUUGGAUUCUUGCGUGUAUCCUUGGGUGGUUCCUAUUAUUUUACUUCGAUCGAUAUGUGGGGUUGUUCAUCCUGUGGCUUUGUAAGUUGGUGCUCUGGAGGUACUACAAAACCCGGGUCAACGUUGAACUGUUCAAGAUAUCCUUCUUAGCUGGGCGUAUGUUUGCUAAGAACGUAACCAUCAUUAAUGGAGACAGACUGAUAUCCCUAUUGAAUAUCAACAUCACGUGGCGGUAUUGGCUUUUCCGACGAACACGAGUCCUGUCAUACAUAAUGGGAUCAACGAUCGAUGGCGAAUCUCCUGAUGCUAAAGCAGCUCAGGAGAAUGAAUCGUUACCUACUAGAUUCAUGAUCAUGGUCGACGGCCUUGAAGUUUUCUGGUAUAAUUGCAAAUAUGCCUAUGAUGAUAUUGCUGAAAAGCUUCAAAGAGGAGUGAACGGUGAUGCAAAUACGAAUCUGGCCCAGUCAUCUCUGGUCGAUAGCGAGAAGCGAAGCUCCAGCGAUACCGAGGUUCGGCUGCGACGGCAACUCUCGAAGGAGAAAAUUGAGUUUGAUCUGUCUGCAAUCAAGUACAAUCAAACUACUCUCAGAGUUCUCUUAAAGAUAUUUCCUGUUGGUCUAAUCAUCAAACGAGGUGCCAUCGUUAUUGGUAACCCCACUGUUCCUACUUUGAUGUGCGUUACGUAUAAGCAAGCUGCGGGCAUAUUAGACAUUGCUCAAGCACGAAGUCGACUCGAUCCCUAUCGAAUGCUAAACAAUUUUAACUUUGACAAAUUGCAAUUAACAUUCAAAGCCAAUAUUGGCUUCGACAAGGACAGGUUCGGCGGAAGUGAUGGCGAUCGCCCCACAAAACCGCCAGCAAACAUUUACCUAAGCCAAUUUCAGCGAGCGCUUAACAAAUUUGACUUGUUGUUACUGAAGUUGGAUAAGAGUCGAAAGAAAAAAGCUGCACCUCUGAUUGAGUUUCCACAAACACACCAAUGGCGAGGUCUUCAUCGAUACUUGGAUGGCCUGGAUGACGUCUUCGUGAUUGAUGAUGAAGAGUACGCUAAAGUUCUGACAGUGUUAGACACGACUAGUGCUCGGCUUAGUUACUAUUACGAUUUUUGUGGACAUCAGACGGGGAAUAGGGACUGGGAUGAUCCAUUGCCUGAGCAUGCUGUUGAAAUAGAGGUUCUGGGAGCCAUUAUACAAUACGGGGCUUGGGCAGAUAAGCAAAGGAUUCCGCUCCAAAGAAUGUUUUUUCCAGUUUUGGCGCGGGAUCUGCCUCCUGUACCAGUCAAGUGGAGCGCUGGCGCUCGCAGACAAUUCCCUGGAUUUACUGCUUCCCUACAAGUUAAAGAUGAGUUAGUGUUGCGCAUACCAACUAGAGAGCCGAAUAAGGACAAAGAACGUCUUCAUAAGGGACAUGCGCUGCAGGCUGACCCCGAUCAGAAUAUGCGUCCUUUUGGUUGGCUAGAAUUAAAGAUGGGUCCAACACUGAACUUCGGUUCUUACACGCUGUUUGUACUGCAAAAUGGCAGCUUUCCGCAUCGCCUAGAUGGUUAUUUUUGUGAGUUAGAGGUGAGGCUGAGUGUGAAUCACGAUAUUUUGUUCAUGGCAGACUCACACGAAUUGAACGCACUGGUGGGGUUUCCUUUGGCUUGGAAUGGAGCAUGUGAUUGGACAUAUUCAAAUGUACUGAUGGGCGCCGAGUUGUAUUUGUUGCGUGAGCAUGUGUUUUUGAUGGCUGAUAUAUUUCUGGAUUUUGCUCUGGGUGAUCCUACUCCAUAUGAGUUCUUACGUGAGUUCACCUACCGGUUUGAUUGGAAAAUGUUGAACUAUCAGCUUUUCUUCAAUGUUAAUGAUCACAAUAUCAUCUCGAACCCGCUAGAUCGUGAGAACAAUACAUACUUGGCGUUUCUGGGAUCAGAGUUACUUGCAGAGAUUACCACCCCUUUGGUGGGUCCAUUGACAAAACUGACCACAAUCCAUUAUAAGCUUUCAACCCCUUCUUUCAAUCUUGAACUUCACACACCUCCAUGGCAUACGACUGCGGCAUUCAUGCGAGAGCUGAUGACAGUAGGGCAGCUGGGCCAGUUUGACGUUGGUGGGCUGUACACGUUUUUUGAUGUUAUUGAGGUAAACGCUCUGAACUACAUCGAGAUCAGAUGUCACAGUGACGACAUUAUGUUGAAGUUUUAUGGUUUUGUCAUCAAGUACCUCUUCCUUAUUCGCGAAAAUUAUUUCGGCGACUUUGUGCAUUUCAAAACCUUUGAGGAAUAUCUUCUGGAAUCACCUGAUGAACCCAAACCAACUGACGAUGACGACGACAUAGCAAAUAUUGAUUAUUGGAAGAUUCUCAAAACUGACAAUGACGUGGAUGUGUUUUUCACUUUCCAGGUUCGGCGAGGGAUCAUCAUCUUACCUGCCCACGUUUAUAACCUGAGUCACCAUGUUAGUCUCAUGUUUGAUACCCUCGAUGUUGACAUACGCUUUACGAAUUAUUACAUGGACCUUGAAGCUGAUUUUUCUCCGGUUUUCUGUCGUCUAGCUAAUAUGCCUUUCGAACUGUUUGAGAGGUACUUCAAAACAAUGCUGAAUCGUGCAUCACAAGGUGUAAUAGAUGGUCUUGGCAUCCACGCGCACCGUAUGUUUGGAAUACCUCCUGCUGAAAUAACCUACAACGCUAAAUGGGACUUUGAGGCAGGUCAGAUCACGAUAGACUCCGACCCGAAUUUCAUGAAACAAUUGAUCCAUGCCAUUAAGUGUACUGCCUUCGGCUUUUCUGAUAUGGAGAAUUCACUCAAUAUUCCAGAGCCUCCCGUUUAUGACGCCUUCAGUAUCACAUUUCAGUGCCCCGUGUUGAAGGUAGGCUUGAAAGUGUCUCAAGGUGGAAGACUUGUAACUACCGUGAAGCGUCUUUUAGUACUGUACAACGACUACCCCAAUAAUCGUUAUCUGGGUAGAGUCACUGUGCUCGCACCAGUUAUAGACCUUGAGGUCUACAACCCGGCAAAUUUCGUGGUUGGUGCUAUUACGACCCUGUUAACGCUCAACAACUUUGUUAUCAAACAUAAUGGUGCUAAGAGAUGGCAGUUGCAGCAGCGUCAUAUUCAGAAGAACGACGCCCCUUUCCAUCGCGAUCCCUUUUUACUUGCACCUCAAUAUCGUGAUAAACAGUAUCAGAUUGCCCAAGGUUGUUUUGCGACUCUGUUGACAUUACCUGAUGCCCAUGCACCACUUCGUUGUGGCCAAAAUGAUCUGAAUCUGCUGCAUGGAUCUCUAGUGAAUCUGGAAACCACCCUGUUACUGUCUUCAGAAGAUCCGACGAUUUGGCCGACUGCCAACUAUGAUGAAGAAGAAUUCACACCAGAGGAACCAACGGAGGCGGAGUUUGAAUAUGACAACAUCGUGGUAGAGGUUGGUAAUGUUGACGGCUUUUUUGGAUUGGUAGCUGCUAACAUUGUCGUCGAUGUUGCUGACAGUUGGUCGGCUAUGCGGUUAGAGUCAAUCAUGGACGAACUUCAGAUUAAAGUGGUCCUGCUGCUCAAACGUCUUAUGAAUGAACUCAAAGCCAUAAUCAAUGCUCGAGUUGUAGCAUCAAAGGUCAACUUACUCUAUGGAGAUUUUGCAGUCAAGGAUACGACAAAGGUUAAUCGUGACCUAGCGAUUGCCCAAAUUUCAAUCGAUGAAUUACUGGUGGCAGUUCUGCUGCGGCAAGAAAAAGAGGCUGGCCAGCAUUUGGUUGAGCGGGUUGAGCAUAUGUCAGCAGCAGGACACGUCAAGCGUGUGAGUAUCAAUGUGUUUGAGAAGAGCCAGAAAUUUUUCGAUUGUCUUGUUGAGGAUAUCGAAAUGUGGAUGACCCAACUGACAGGGUCGGAACCAGUCAUUCUGGCUCAUGUUGAGAACGUUGCAAUGAUGCUCGAAGAUAGCCACUGGCUAUACCUUAUCAAUUUGCUUGAAGAUACUAAAGCCAGAGUAAAGCCGCUUCAAUCAAGAUUAAAUGUUUUGAGUGAAAAGAAUCACGAUAUGCUUGCGAAGUUCGUGUACUUGCUCACAAAGGUACUGACAGACUAUGAGAUUGAUCACGAUCCCGGUGUGCUUACUAAACCCGCUUAUGUACUUCGGCUGCGGCCGGAGCAUGUUCGUUUCUUCGAUGGGUGGAAGUUGACUGCGCGCAUCCGACACCUCCUAGACCUGUUACCUGUUGAAUGGCGAUACCAACCUGACAUGUUUAGUGAACCAUUGCCUGCCAAUGCCUACGAAUUUGUUACGAAUGUUUUCUCGCGGUGGCGCAGUUGGGAAGCUGAUGAUGAUCAACGAAAAUUUUUCUUUGAUUUCGUUUUCAAUAGAGAGAUUAAACAACCAGAGCUGGGAUUAUUCUUUGAAGUGAAGUUGUCCGGUAUGUCAGCACAACUUCAGCGUGCUCUUGAAUUUGAUUUUGUUGCGAUUGAAAACCUCACCACAGUAAUGAAGCAACAAGAAGUUUAUCAGGCACCGUUGAAUAAGUUUGGAGUUGACCUUUUGGACGAAGCUACGACCUUUGAUGUCGUUCUUAACAUUGGUAGUGUUAAAGGUAAAAUGUCUCUGAUUGUAUUGAAUUUGUUACAGCUGCAGUUGAAAUCUAAUCGGAGUACAGAAAGAGACCAGAAACAAGAACCCGAAGUUGACCAUGCUAAAAUUUUGUCGCCUCUGUCAUCUAAAAGUCAGAACAUUUUUGUCCUGGCAGUAGUGGGGAUUGAUUACAGCUUGAACAUUAACCUACCAUUAACGUCUAUCGAUAUAUCUGGUGAUGUCAAUUCAGACAUAGAGGUUCUCCGACUUGAGACUAUACCAUUGCUUGCUCUGGUGGCAAUGCAGGGAAAUCUAGAUGUUGGGAUAUUUGCCGACGAUCACCAAUUUGCUCAUUUACGAUUUGCCGAAAGCGAAGUUGUUGGAGGCCUUUGCGGUGAUGAUGUAAAGGUUGUCGAAAUCUUAGUUGAAAAAAUCAAGCUUCAAGGGGGUCUUGAGGUGCAACAAGUGAAGAUGGUUCUUGAUGACGUCUCAUAUUUGAGAAGUAUUUUCGAAAGUGGGCAAGAUCCCGAUGAUGUUGGUAAGCAAUCGGAGGUUUCAUCGGAGCAAUCUCAAAGAGAAACUCAAAGCAUUCUGGAGAUUCACAUUUUGAAAAGCUUGGGAGAUAUCUCAUUGUCUAUUUCCGUAAGUCAAUUCGUUGCUGAGCCCCAGCUUGACCCACUAUUUGGUACAAUCAUUGUACGCGGCAUUGAAGCUGAUGUGCUGAUUCUUCCAGAAUUGUUGUCGGUGAAGGCUCUGAUGAUUGACAUGCGCACUCAGAUCAAGUUGCGAAAUGUGCAAGUCCUUUUCGUUGAGGUUCUGGGAAGCAAUUUUGUGUCUGAAAUUAUUCCUCUUGGAAAUGUUUUGACAGAUAUAAUGGCCAAUGCAAGGUUGCAAACCCGCGAAUGCAGGGUUGAGAUUCCCCAGUUGGUGAAUGCCUUGAAGGCUUUUAUCGUUAACCUGCCGAUUUUGGAGAGUAAGGCGAGUGAGUUGAAAGAAUUAUUCCCGACUGCUGAAAAGUCUACUGGAAAGGAGAUUUCGGAGCCAAAGCAAUCGAAGAAAAUCCAGCUUCCAUUGUUCAAGAUAUCCGUUAUCUGUACUUUAGUUUCCAUCCUGACUAUGGUAAAUGAUCUGAAAGUUCUGUUUGAGCUUCACGAUAACAAGAUUGCUGCUCUCAAUGUUGAGCAUAUGGAACAUGGCAUAGGCGAGGUACCCAUAUUUGGAGAAGCCGUUGUAAACAGUACUCGCCUUGUGCUUGAUAAUCGCGCAGUGAAUGUAAAUCAACUGAAUGUGCUUGAUGUGAACCUUAACAUGCGUGUAUUCAACCAUCUUGACGACAACUCCCAGGCUAUUCAGCUUAAGCUGCAGUGGUGUCGAGUUUGCCUUACUCUGACUCUGCUCACCAAAUUGUUGACUUGUGCUGAUGUGGCUAUGGCAGUUUGGAGUACGAAACCUCCCAGGCAAGCACCCACGAUUUCUGCAAACACUGAACAUGCUUCAAGUGGACACCUGAUAUUUGCACACUUUUCGCUGAUACAGAUUCUUGCUUACAAUUUCUGCCUUGGGUGGCUUUUCACCAAUUCGCGGAAGGACUAUCCAGGGGUAAAUAUGGGUGCCGAGCGGUUUUUUGCUAUUUUGGAUCGGGAAAUGGGCAAAUUCACACUUUUGCAUGCCUACAUCCUGGUAGCCAACGGUAAUCGUGCUUCAAACUUUUUCCUGACUGGCCUGGAAGUGCUGAGUCUCAAUAGAGCAUUUUUACCGCGCAUGCAAGUGAUCUAUCUGAUAGAAGAAGACGCAGAUGGCAAAGACAUGCGAGUCAUGGUGAUGGGUGACGCUGUUGAUAUAAAGUACUUGCUGAAUCUGAUCGUGAUUUUGGAACAAGCACUUGAACUGCUGAGUGAAGUUGAAAACUAUUUAUCGCUGCGUAAAAAGAGAACAGCACAUGCAGCACAUCCAGAACCAAUACCAGGACCGGCGCAUAGUCAUAAGCCCAUGUUCAAGCAAGUUGAGGUCACCGCCAAUUUUGAGGGCUCCAAAAUCUUGCUUUAUAGAAUUGAAGAUUGCGAGCCUGAACUGCCAGGACUGCUCUAUCUCAGUUCUCCUUCGGUACGGGUGGCGAUGUUGUACAAACAUCUCGAGAAUGCUUCUAAAUCUCAUGAGCUCAAACUUGAUGUGUUUACGAGUUCUAGCAGCAACAUUCUUCAUUCUCAAUGUGUUCCAAUUCUUUCGGACAUUGUCCUGGGUAUUCGUCGCAUGAUGCGUAAACAGAAUCCAUCACUCAUGCCACAACUGCCACGGCCCGAUCUGCCGCCCAUUACACCGCAUGUGACUCCUAGGCAACCAGCGCUGGAAACUUUUGACCUGUUCUCGCCCCCACCAUCGGGUGCCACGCAUUUACGUCGCGUGGUGCUGCAAAAAUCUGAGGCUCCUUCUCCAGCCCCUCCUCAAAAACAAGACGGAAUUAUGAAUUUCCUCUCACAGCUUGAUCUUCAUGUUGGAUUGCGUAUUCAACUGCAACGACUUACACUUUCUUGUGAACCUACAGUUAAAGUUGCAGCUGAAGUGGGAAUGGAGGGUAUUCAUUUCCAAGUGAAUCUGGGUAUCAAAGAUGGAAUUUCAAUGUUAGUGCUGCUGUUACUCGUCGAGGACGUCAGUGCACUGCUUCAACACGUGUAUCUGCGAGAGAUUCUGGCUAGGGUUGGUGUGAGAGCUUUUACUUGGCUGCUGGUGCUCGAGCUUGGUGAGACGGCUCUGAUUCUUCUGCUGGGAAAUUUAACUGAUGUGGAUGGCUACGUCAAUGUCAAACAAAUUCUGGACGUAGAGUUGUUCAAAGAUAUCUGGUUCCCUCGUGAUUGGGAUACGUCUGAUGAUGAUAAUGUUCUGGUAGCAGUUACCCCCAAGAUGAGUCAUCGCUUUGAAGAAGUUCUGACAACUAACGCUUUUCCAUGGGUUCUCACGCUCGUGCUUACCAAUUUGAAAGUCCUGGUUGAUUUCGGUUCCAAAUUAGGAGAUUUCUCCCUUGUUGUCAAUCAGGGUUGGGUUGUUCUGCGUAAGCUGGUUGAUUGGACGCAAGAUUUGAAGGCUGGAGUUGAUGAGAUUAGCCUAACGCUGGUUGGUCGACUUGGAUGUGUUUUUCGAGUGGAAGAGCUUAGCAUUCAUACAUCGAUAUCUUGGAAGUUAGAGGACGAAAUUGUUGAAGUACCUUUGGUUCUGGCCUCUGCUGGUGUUAGGCAUGUUGGAGCUAAAUUAUCAUUCGAUGAUCAUAUUUUUGCAAUGGCAGUCUUCGAGGAUUUGCUCAUUGAUGUGUUUAAUCAAAAGCUGGAAGUCACCAUUUCAAAAGAUCAUUUGCUGGUGCAAAUAGUGUGCCAUUCCGCUGAAAUUUUUGUGACUACCUUAACUGCAGCAAGCUUUAUGGACAUCCACAACACAGUGGACAGAAUGAUGCAAGAAAAGCGUACCAACUACAAGGAGACACUUAGAGAUGGCGUCAAACUGGGUAAUGGGACUAAGAAAAGUAGUGUACCUCAACUGGCUAUAUUGCAAACCGUCAAAAAGCUAGAGCUGUUUAUACAAAUUGUUGUGGGCCAUCUUGUGAUAUAUGUGUUCCCGUCGUCCUUCGAAGAUUCUAAAGUGUUGAUGGUCAAACUUGACAAGCUGAGGGCUCAAUUUAGCCAGAAUGAAUACCAAGCCGGUACUACUGAUGAGUUGGAGCUCAAAUUCAAUGAUUUGAGAAUUUCACUUUCGAAGAUUCCACCCAGUUCGAAUGAAUUCGUUCAAGUUUGUACAGUGUUGGAAUUCAGCGAGGUAGCUCAUAAGGCUUCGGGUGGGGGAAUUUUUGCUUUCCCGAGUUUCAGGGUGUCUAUGCGCCUGUUCCAAAAAUAUGACGAUAAUGUUGUGGAAUAUCUUUAUCAAUCUCUGUUUGGCGGUACUGUCGACAUCAAGUGGAAUUUGGGUCUGGUGAACUUCAUUCGUGAGAUGUAUAUGAUCCACAAGCGGGCGCUUGAUCUGCGGCGUGGCCUUGUUGAUGGAGCUGGUUUAUCUACCAGGCCAUUCCCUGAAUCGCCCCUGCUGGUCAAUAAAGAGAUUGAAAAUGCGAUUGAUUCGAGCAUAACGAAGGUUGAACGCUCGCUGCAAUUCAUAUACAAACCUUUGGCUCCUCCUAUCAUAGAGGCUCCUCAGUUGAAGGAGCUUGGGAACGCUACUCCCCCACUUGAAUGGUUUGGCUUGCAUCGAAACAAUUUUCCCGAUGUUACGCAUCAAGUUGUAAUUGUUGGUCUUCAGCGUGUUACGCACGAGGUGGAGUCGCAAUACACAAAGUUAUUAGGCAAGGCCUAA
Messenger RNA from Diutina rugosa, 8937 nucleotides. RefSeq lists its product as uncharacterized. Gene Ontology annotation, cellular component: membrane. Gene Ontology annotation, biological process: fermentation. Bases 1 to 8937 code for a protein of 2978 amino acids. The record is from RefSeq and is a predicted model, not a curated record. Lineage: Eukaryota; Fungi; Ascomycota; Pichiomycetes; Serinales; Debaryomycetaceae. The transcript has a single exon.